Messenger RNA from Cottoperca gobio, 4115 nucleotides. Its product is annotated as glutamine-rich protein 1-like. Lineage: Eukaryota; Metazoa; Chordata; Actinopteri; Perciformes; Bovichtidae. The record is from RefSeq and is a predicted model, not a curated record. The transcript is spliced from 11 exons. The coding region runs from base 480 to 3065 and encodes 861 amino acids.
CUCAGGAUGGGAACGCUUCUUGUGAAUAGGACACCGCGGCUGGCCGUCGCCUUGCACAGCAGUCUGGAGAGGACGCGUUGUUUUCGGGGCCUAUACUUCCGUCAUGUUAUAUCUCACUGGAUAAACAGUGGAGGUUUUCAGCAUGUCUCGCUGCGUAGUGUAUGUUGUACUAACACCACUCGGGAUUCAACUGGGUGUAAAAAUCUGUGCUCUGCUGUAGCUGUGAAACUUGUUUUACACCGAGGCGUGCCUGGAUCUCAUCAGACGUCAGACCUCGCCUGCUCGCUGCUGCUGUUACAUUUUUAUCGCAAUCUAUAAUCACGGCAUUGUUUGCGGGAUUACAACGCUGUUACACGCACUAUGUAGCGAAGUGAACUGUGUGCUGGUGGUAGUGUUAGACGUUUAUCGGCUGUUUUAGUUUUAAACACCGUGCCUUGGCGGAAAGGAGAGGAUUUCGUUUUAUUUAAGGUCAAUUGAGGAUGAAUGAGCAGGAGAGUGGGGUGGUCUCCUUUGAUGAGUAUGUGCGGCAGAAGGCCCGCACUGUGCCUCAGCACAGGAUGAAGGAGUUCCUGGAGUCUCUCGCCAAGGGCCCAGAGGUGCUGCAGGAGUUCAGCCAGCAGGGAGGGGCAGCCACCACCACAGCCAUGGUGUACCAGCAGCAGGGCACCAACUGUGUCUACGCAGACAGUACAGAGGUGGCUGGCUCUCUCCUAGAGUUGGCUUGUCCGGUUCAGAUUCAAGAACAGCAGGACCAAACAGUUGGCCAGGUUCUUCAGGUGGCCUCUCCUUCUCAGCAGGACCUGCAGGGAAUCUCAACAGCCCAUUUUAUCCAGCAGGGAGAGCUCACAGAGGAGCAACAGCAACAGAUUCAGGCUCAGCUGGUUGCCGCCGUAGCUGGAGGACAACAAAUCCAGUUACAAGGAACGCAGCAUAUUCAGCUGCCAGGUGGCCAGCAAAUUCAACUUCAGGCCGGUCAACAUAUUCAACUACAAGAUGGCCAACAUAUCCAGCUACAGGGUGGCCAACAUAUUCAGCUACAGGGUGGCCAGCAAAUUCAAUUACCGGGUGGCCAGCAAAUUCAGCUACAAGGAGGCCAACAAAUUCAGCUACAGGGCGGCCAACAAAUUCAGCUACCGGGUGGCCAACAAAUACAGCUACAGGGUGGCCAACAAAUACAGCUACAGAGUGGCCAACAAAUUCAACUACCAGGUGGCCAACAUAUUCAGCUACAGGGUGGCCAACAAAUUCAACUACCGGGUGGCCAACAAAUUCAACUUCAAGAUGGCCAACAAAUUCAGCUACCGGAUGGCCAACAAAUUCAGCUUCAAGGUGGCCAACAGAUCCAGCUACCGAGUGGCCAACAAAUCCAGCUACAUAGUGGCCAACAAAUUCAGCUACCAGGUGGCCAGCAAAUUCAACUGCAAGAUGGCCAACAGAUCCAGAUUCGGACCAUAGAAGCUAUGUCUCCUUCGCACCAACAGGACUCUCCCAGGGAGGGAGAGAGGAGGUCCACCACUGUCUCAACUGUUCUCCAGCCUGCCAAGAAGCGUAAGGUGGAUGUCCCUGUAUCUGUGUCGUAUGCUGUUCCACAGGGCCAGCAGAUGGCCACCGUUGUAGCCAUCCCUCAAGGGCAGCAGCAGAGCUAUGUGUCCCUACGACCAGAUUUGCUCACUGUUGACAGCGCUCAACUGUACAGCACUACAGGAACAAUUACCGGUCCCACAGGGGAGACCUGGACCAUUCCUGUGUACUCCACUCCACAGCAGCAGGGGGUAACUCACAUCGCUAUACCACAGGACACAUACAGCACAAUGCAAGUUACCACCACCAACGGCAAGGACAAAAUGUCCCCCGGUUCCUCCUCAAGGUCCGCAGAUGUGCAGUCGCCCUCCACUGGGACACAGGAAGAAAUAGUACAGACCCUGUUCCCAGCGCAGUUCAUGAACGGGAACAUUCACAUCCCUGUGGCAGUGCAGACUGUAGGAGGGUCUUACAACACCACACAGUCGGUACACAUAUGGGACCCAAAUCAACAGCACAGCCAAGGAGAAGACGGACAAGAACAGCAGCUCCAUCUGCAGGGUCACAUAGAGACUGAGGCUCAUGCUGAACCGCCUACAGAGAUUAUGGUUCCUGUCUGCCUAAAGCCAGAGGAAGGCCUGGAGGUCUGGCGCCUUUGGGUGAAAAGAAAAAAUGCGGAGCUAAACAAGCAGGAAAAGACAAAGCUUGCACCCAUAGGACGUCGUCAGCCCCUGCGCUUUCAAGAAGACUUGGUGUCCAGCGCAGUAGCUGAGCUAAACUUGGGUCUUUCCCUGAUGACGCAGGAAGCACGAGGAUCGGACGAAGAGCAAUUUACAUCUGAUGUUCUCUAUUAUGUUUUCUUGUGCAUACAAAAGUAUCUCUCCGAAAAUGGACGUGUGGAUGAUAUUUUCUCUGAUCCGUAUUACACACGUUUUUGUGGGUGUUUACACCAAAUUCUGGAUGGUUGGAAACCCAGUGUCCAUCCUUUAGGUUAUGUCAUCCCAAGUCAUGUGACAGAGGAGAUGCUGUGGGAGUGUAAACAGCUCGGUGCACAUUCACCAGCCACAUUGCUUACAACUCUAAUGUAUUUCAACACUAAGCAUUUCCACCUGAUGACACCUGAACAGCACAUGAAAGUAGCUUUCUCUAAGGUCCUAAGACAUACAAGGAAGAACCCCGCUAAUGCAAAGGACAAAGCCACCAGUAUCCGCCUUCUCAAAGGACAAGGUCCUCAGAGCGCAGGACAGAAAGGUGCUCAAUACAGAACUGACGACAUGUAUGAAGAGCAGGCCGAGGAUCCUGAGAAUCCUCUUCGAUGCCCCAUCAAACUUUACGACUUUUAUCUCUUCAAAUGUCCUCAAAGUGCUAAGGGGCGUAACGAUGCAUACUACAUGACUCCAGAGCCUGUGGUUGCACCAAACAGCCCGAUGUGGUACUCAUCUCAGCCCCUCACGAGUCAGCAAGUGGAGCAUGUGCUGGCACGCAUCAUUGUGGUCCGAGAGAUCCAGGAGAUCAUCGGCGUUGGUCCGGACAUCAUGAGCUAAACUGAGAAGACUCAUUGGACUCGUGGGAACUUGUUCUCCAGUCACUGAUUGUUGACUAUGCAGUAUCCAUCCUGACUCUAUAAACCUCAAUGACCAUCAUCUCAAAAACAAAUGGAACAACUUUUGAAAAUCAUUUAAUCUUUUUGAGGAGUGCAUCGUGAAAGCAAAGAUUUUUUCCUCUUACAUUUUCUGUUUGAUAGGUUGGACUGUUCUUAUUCUUUGACUACCUUUUGUAAGCCAUUGCCUCUGUAACCUUUAAACUGGCAAGUAAGGGAGGCUUUAGUCUCACCACUGCUGGACUUAAUUGACCUCCUGCGCUCUGAGUGCAGCAGAGGCGGUAAAUUUUUCUGUAAAAGUAUCAAUACAAUGAGGAUAUUUAACCCUUCACUACUUAACCUCGCAGGCCAUUUACCACAUCUUACGUCUCUUCAAAGUCCCACUAUGAUGCAUCUUAAUGGACAGAUGCAGGGACCACUUCCCAAAACCUUUUUUGUAUGCUGACUGCAUUUUGGAUCAUGUAUUGAUACGUUCAAAGCUGAAGAACUUGUGCCUGUUUUCAAAAAUGACGUCAUAAUUUAUGCUUGUGGAUCAUUGAGUGAGUUGAACCUCAGACAUUCACAAAUUCAAAGUGCUAUAUUGUGGUCAUUCAGGAGAUUUAGAUACAUUUUUUUCUCAGGUCAUAGCAAGUGAUUUAAACACCCAUCAAGGAUUUUUGCCAACUUAUUCCUGUAUGUAUGAAUAGGUUAUUUAACAGGACAUGCGGAUGGAAACACCUUUGUUUAGCUAACACAGUAUUAAUCCUGGUCUCAAAAGUCAUGACGAGCAAUUCGAAGAUCAUUUUGCGCUGUGGUAAUGCUACUCUGACAUUUGAAAUAAGGAUUAGUUGUGGGCCUUUUUUUUUUUUUUUAAUGACUUGUCACGCGAACAGCAGCCCAGUGAUGCCUCCCCUGAAAUGACCUGUACAUUUGGAUUAACUACAUUGACACAAAUAGUUGUGAUACAGUUGUGCUUCAUUUUGUUUAUUACUAAAAAAUGAGUUGUAUAGCAAUA